This is a messenger RNA of Triticum urartu, 3050 nucleotides long. RefSeq lists its product as uncharacterized. Gene Ontology annotation, cellular component: nucleus. NCBI's taxonomy places the organism in Eukaryota, Viridiplantae, Streptophyta, Magnoliopsida, Poales, Poaceae. The record is from RefSeq and is a predicted model, not a curated record.
CCACAGUCCACAAGCUACAGCAAAAGCCCGUCUCUCCUCGCUCCCGUCGCCUCGCUCGCUCGCUUCUGCUGACGACGAUCAUGCCCACCGCCGUCGCCGCCGCGGCGAGCCCCACGCCGCGGGACAGCGGGCGCGGCCGCCCCCGCCGCCUGCGCCGCCGCAGGGCCAGGAAGAGUAGGGCCAAUGCGGGGGCCGGCGAGGAGAGCGCCCGCCCCGGCCCCGACCCCGCUCCCCAGGUGGAGGUGGAGUACGUGCCGGAGAAUCCCUGCCUCGGCGCCGACGACCCCCUCCUCCUCGGGGUCUUCGCGGCCGUCUUCGAGAAAUUCGGCCUCACGGGCCCCGCCGCCGCCGCGCCCGCCGAGGUCUCCGGGCCCUCCUCUCCCCCCGCCGAGGGCGAGGAGAAUGAGAGGGAAGGCGCUGUAAAUGCCGCGAUGAACAAGGGGCCAGAUGCUGCUGAUGCUGAGCAGGAGACCCCAAAGAAGGAGGAGGAGGAGGAAGCAGUUGCCCCGUCGAAGAAGCAGAGGAAGCAGCUGCGGAGGGUGAAGAUUUCAGAGCUGAGGCAGAUGUGCAGCAGGCCUGAUGUUGUUGAGGUCUGGGAUGGUAAUGCCCCGGAUCCGAAGUUGCUUGUAUGUCUCAAGUCCUGCAGGAACACCGUGCCUGUUCCGAGACACUGGUGCCAGAAACGAAAGUACUUGCAGGGCAAGAGGGGUUUUCAAAAACAGCCGCUCCAGCUUCCUGACUUCAUUGCUGCAACUGGAAUUGAAAAAAUAAGACAGGCAUACGUUCAGAAGGAGAACAAAAAGACAUUGAAACAGAAGCAGCACAACCGUAUGCAGCCCAAGAGGGGAUAUAUGGAUAUGGAUUAUGAGGUUUUGCAUGAUGCAUUCUUCAAAUAUCAAACAAAACCCACAUUGACUAGUUAUGGUGAUCUGUAUUAUGAAGGGAAAGAGUUUGAGCUGAAGCUUAAGGUAAUGAAACCAGGUAUGCUGUCCCAGGAGCUUAAAAAAGCUCUUGGUAUGCCUGAUGGUGCCCCGCCCCCAAGGGUUACCAGGAUGCAGUUCUUUGGUCCUCCACCCUCUUAUCCUUAUCUGAAGAUCCCAGGUUUUAAUGCCCCAAUCUCUCCUGGAGACAGUUUGGGUGAUGAACCUGAUAAGGAAGAACCUCUCAAUCGCAGCAAACACUGGGGAGAUUUGGACGAAGAAGAGGAUGAAGAGGAAGAAAAAGAGGUGGAACUAAUUAUUCAUGAGGAAAUAGAAGAAGGUGUUCGGUCUAUUGACACCGUCUCAAGUACUCCGGCUGGUGUGGAAGCACCUGAUGUUAUUGAGCUUCGGAAGCUGAGGAAGGAGUCAGAUAACCAGGCAGAAAGGCCAUUAUACCAGGUUCUUGAACAGAAAGAACUAAGGAUCACUCAUAGGGCGCUGUUCGCGUCGAGCCACGCAUAUGUUUCCCUGGCCAAACCUACUGAGUACGUGCUGGUUGGAGCGCAAGAUACACCGUCAUCAUCAGGCGGCAAUUUUGGUGAUGGGCCUGGGGAGUUGGGAAAGCCUCCAACUGACGAGGAAGAACCUAUUGAUCGCAGCAAACACUGGGGAGAACUGGGCGAAGAAGAAGAGGAAGAGGAGGAAUUGGAAGAUGGGAAACUAGAAAAAGGCAUUCUAGAAGAGGAAGAAGAGGAAGAGGUACUGGAAGAUGGGGGAAUAGAAGAAUGCAUUCUAGAAGAGGAAGAGAGGAAGGAGGAACUAGAAGAUGGGGAAGUAGAAGAAGGCACUCUGGAAGAGUUGGAGGAGGAGGAACUGGAAGAUGGGGAAAUAGAAGAAGCUACUCGGCAAGCAGAAGAGGAGGGGCUGGAAGAUGGGGAAAUAGUACAAGGUAUUCGGCAAGAGGAGUUGGAGGAGCUGGAAGAUGGGGAAAUAGUGGAAGGCAUUCUGCAAGAGGAAGAAGAGGAGGAGGAACUGGAGGAGGGGGAAAUAGUAGAAGGCAUUCGGCAAGCGGGAGAGGAGGAGGAGGAACUGGAGGAGGGGGAAAUAGUAGAAGGCAUUCGUCAAGAGGAAAAGGAGGAGGAGGAACUGGAAGAUGGGGAAAUAGUAGAAGGCAUUCAUCAAGAGGAAAAGGAGGAGGAGGAACUGGAAGAUGGGGAAAUAGUAGAAGGCAUUCGUCAAGAGGAAAAGGAGGAGGAGGAACUGGAAGAUGGGGAAAUAGUAGAAGGCAUCCGGUCUGGCACCAUGUCAAGCAGCACUCCAGCCAGUGUGGAAACACCUGAUGUUAUCGACCUUGGGAAGUCGUGGAGGAAGGAGCCCGAGAAGCAGGCAGAAAAGCCAUUUUACCAGAUUCUUGAGCAGAAAGAAGGGAGGAUGGCCUCUGCCAGAUCACUGUACUUGUCAAGCCGCAGGUACGUGCUGGUGGGAGCGCAAGAUAAACCAUCAACAUCAACAUCAUCAUCAGGCUCUAAAAGUAAAAGGAAGCAGAAGCUGGAGAGGGUGGACGUCACGAUCCACCCUGACCAGCUCGACACCGUAGAGGACGCCCUGGUGGCCAAGUACAGGGAGCUUUGGGGGGAGGAGAGCAAGGGCAAGGGCAAGGGGAAGAUGAGGAGGAAGGUGGUGGGCGGGGAAGGCAGCAGCUGGGUGUCGCCGCCGUCCUGGAAGACGGUGACGAAACGGAAGAAGGUGGACUUCAAGUUUUAGAAGAGGCCGCGAAUGGGAUGUAACUUUUUUGUGUGCACUGGAGGAGGUAGAUUAGUGUGUCUGAUGAUGAUGAUCUGAUGAACAGAAGAGCUCCCGGCCGUUGCACGGUGGUGGUGGAGUAGGGGUAGGAAUUCAGUUUCUGAUGGGCUGUCGGAGCCGGUGAAGAAGGCUGCUGUCUGUCGGAGUAAUUUUUGUGCACAAACGAGCUAGUAACUCACUGGAGGAGACAGAUGAGCAUGAGCGUAUCAGUAUGCGAUGACUUGCUGAACAGAACCCGUUGCACCGCGUAUGCAUGUGCAGAUGGUAGGAAUGCAGUUUUUUGGUUGGGCAUGUGAAUGGAUCAUCACCAAACCCGUUGAACCGUGA